AGCAUUCUCACUUAAGUUUGAAAACACCAUGUGCAAAAGAUUUUUAAAGAGACUUGCAAGUUUAAAAUUCAAGAAACACAAACCUGAAAGAAAAAAGCUACCAUUGCUUCUCACAGAUGACAAUAGGCGUUGUCAAAUUGUACUUAUAAAUAUGCUUCUCAGUUCCUAAAGCCCUUUGAUUUCGAACUUUACACGAUCGUUCUACGUUACGGAUUCGAAAAAUAACAUGGCCGCCUCCAUUAGACUCACCUUGUCACCUUGUUUACGAUUUAUUUUCAGAGGCUGGAAAUUCAGGAAUGUAACAGAAUAUCAUUCCAAUGUAUAUAAUAGAAUUCAUAACGUAUAUAAUUUCAGGGAAUUUUCCAAAAGUCCAGUUACAUCAUUUGUUUUCAGUUUAUAAAAGCGGGGAAUACGAAUGGCAGGAUCCAAAAUCAGAAGACGAAGUUGUAAAUAUAACCUUCAUAGACAGGGAAGGAAAAAGGAGACCAGUUAGGGGAAAAGUUGGAGACAAUGUCCUUUACUUGGCGCACCGUCAUGGUAUUGAAUUAGAAGGUGCUUGUGAGGCAUCAUUAGCCUGCUCAACAUGCCAUGUCUAUGUUCAAGAAGAGUAUUAUCCCAAGUUGUCAGAACCCAAGGAGGAAGAGGAUGAUAUGCUGGACAUGGCUCCGGGGCUAAAGCCCAAUUCUCGCCUUGGUUGUCAGAUUAUCUUGUCACACGAGCUUGAAGGCAUGGUUCUCAAGCUUCCAAGUAUCACCCGUAAUUUUUAUGUUGAUGGGCAUGUUCCACAGCCUCAUUGAUACAAAAUUCAGCUGUGUACAUUAGCGAACUGUGUUGUGUAUUAUUAGAUUGUAUCUCGCCUUAUGACAAAAAAUAAUGAUCAAAUCUUGUGAGGA
Daphnia magna is the source of this 893-nucleotide messenger RNA. RefSeq names its product adrenodoxin-like protein 1, mitochondrial (gene Fdx1). Bases 318 to 797 code for a protein of 159 amino acids. The transcript is spliced from 5 exons. Lineage: Eukaryota; Metazoa; Arthropoda; Branchiopoda; Diplostraca; Daphniidae. Gene Ontology annotation, molecular function: 2 iron, 2 sulfur cluster binding. Gene Ontology annotation, biological process: positive regulation of oxidoreductase activity; P450-containing electron transport chain. The record is from RefSeq and is a predicted model, not a curated record. Gene Ontology annotation, cellular component: mitochondrion.